This is a messenger RNA of Terrapene triunguis (Three-toed box turtle), 818 nucleotides long. Its product is annotated as alpha-2-macroglobulin-like. Gene Ontology annotation, molecular function: endopeptidase inhibitor activity. The transcript has 7 exons. The record is from RefSeq and is a predicted model, not a curated record. Bases 57 to 818 code for a protein of 253 amino acids. Lineage: Eukaryota; Metazoa; Chordata; Testudines; Emydidae.
GGGAGCCAGCGGACAAAUCUGUGUGUCUGCCUCACUCACCACCCUUGCUCUGCACCAUGGGGAAGGACAGGCUGCCCGGUGGCCUGAACAUCUUCCUCCUGCUCCUCUUGCUCCUCCCUGGAGACACCUCGCCCACCACCGAACCGCAGUACAUGGUGCUAGUGCCCUUUCUGAUCCACACCAACGGUCCUGAAAAGGUCUGUAUCCAGCUGACCCACCUGAAUGAGUCUGUGACGCUGAGCGCCACGCUGGAAUACGCAGGGGAGAACAGGAGCCUGAUCGCAGACGUGGUGUCGGAGAAGGACGUGUUCAAGUGCGUCCCGUUCACAGUUCCAAAGUCCAGCAGCUCAUCAGCAGCGUUUCUCACGGUGCUGGUGAAGGGGCCGACGCUGGAGUUCAGGAGCCGGAAAUCGGUGCUGGUCAAGAACUCAGAGAGCCUGGUCUUUGUCCAGACGGACAAACCCAUCUACAAACCCGGACAAACAGUUCUGUUUCGGAUCGUCUCUCUGGACGAAGACUUCCGUCCCCUGAAUGAGAAGUUUCCAUUGGCCUUCAUCAAGGACCCACAGAAGAACCGUGUGUACCAGUGGCGAGAGGUGGAGUUAAAUGGGGGCCUCACCCAGCUCUCCUUCCCCCUCACCUCCGAGCCCAUCCAAGGCACCUACAACGUGGUGGUGCAGAAGGAGUCGGGGACCAAACUCAAACACUCCUUUACUGUGGAGGAAUAUGUGCUGCCCAAGUACGAGGUGUCGGUGAAGCUGCCCAAGAAAAUCACCAUCCAGGAUGAGGAGCUGAAAGUGGCAGUCUGUGGUCUGUGA